This is a messenger RNA of Pygocentrus nattereri (red-bellied piranha), 3944 nucleotides long. It is a transcript of the gene zbtb48, whose product is annotated as zinc finger and BTB domain containing 48. Gene Ontology annotation, biological process: regulation of transcription by RNA polymerase II. The transcript has 10 exons. The record is from RefSeq and is a predicted model, not a curated record. Bases 362 to 2686 code for a protein of 774 amino acids. Lineage: Eukaryota; Metazoa; Chordata; Actinopteri; Characiformes; Serrasalmidae. Gene Ontology annotation, cellular component: nucleus. Gene Ontology annotation, molecular function: protein binding; DNA-binding transcription factor activity, RNA polymerase II-specific; RNA polymerase II transcription regulatory region sequence-specific DNA binding.
UAAAACAUCUGUUAUGUUUUCUGUUCAAAAUAAAACACACUGUUAGUCAUUUAUUAUUAGGCAACGCCAGAUGUGCUUUAGUGUACAAUGUUUUAUCAACAAACCGAAACUCCGUUGCAAAGCUUCGUUUGGCCAACACCCUUGUAGGCUUCAACAUGCAGGCGUCAUUUCCUACGUCUGCCCAACAUGGCCGCCUGAUGUUUAGAGGAAAAAAGUAUUUAAUGAUUUCAGGGUAAGACGGCUUUGCUGUAUUGCUGCUGUAAGUGUUGAUUCGACAUGGGGAAAUAAGCGGGUAUUUGCUGUCGGGAUUUGGGGGAAGGGUGUUCUUGUUGUUGGUCUGACUUGCUUCCCAUCAGUAAAGAUGGAGAUAACGGCUCAAAGGAGCGCACAUGCUCAGUGGGUGCUAUCCCGACUCAACCAACAGAGGGAGCUCGGCAAGUUCUGCGAUGUCAUGCUCAGCACCCAGAACGGUCAGGUGUUCCUGGCCCAUCGCAAUGUCCUCGCCUGCUUCAGCCAACUAUUCCAAGACCCCGUUUCUACCAACACACCUAGCAUGGAGGUCAAUCUUCCUCAGGAGUGCACUGAAGAUGGCCUUGAGCUGCUUUUAACUUUCUUCUACACCGGUGAACUGCAGCUGAACAGUGGUAAUGAGGCAAAGGUUCGAGGUGCAGCCAAUGGACUGUCUGUCCCUAAUUCACUUAUACCUGGCCAGGGUCCGCCAGGGACUAAGGCUCCCGAGGGUUUGGACUGUGCUGGGGAUGCUGAAGGCAAGCCACCUUUGUCCUCAUCUGUGGUGAUGGACACCAAACUUGACCUGACUGUCCAAGAACAAUCAAAACCUCGACAGAGAGUGAAAAACAAAGCGGAAACUGUAGGGAAGGCAGCGCCAGCAGUACCAGCGGUUGCAGAACUUGACGAUUCCUCCAGUGCCAUUUCAUCCACCACUACUCGAUCUGGCAGGAGAGUAAAAGGCCCGAGCAGGCUGGUUGGAGAAAGUUCAGUGACUGGUGUUCAAAAGUCAUGUACACCUAAGAGAAGAUCACCAGCUACUGAGGACAAGGCUGAGGGCACUGUCACCACUGAAGGAGAUCAGAGUAAUACUCAAGUGUCAAGCCAGGCAGAGGAUGUUCCUGCUGACAGUCAGAAUGAUGCCGCUGUUGAAGAUGUCGACGAGGAUGCUGUGGGUCUCAGUGUUUUUCCAGAGGGCACUGAUGAAGAGUGUGCUCCUCAUGAUUCACCUGUCACACCUUCGAAGAGCCCCAGAGAGAAGCGCAAACGAAAAGACAAAGCCAAAAAUAAAGAAAACGGAGAGGCCUCACAGAAGGACGUGAAGAAGGGCUCUGUGCAGUGUCCCACAUGCCACAAAACAUUCCUCAGCAAGUACUACCUAAAAGUGCACAACAGACGGCACACAGGGGAGAAGCCCUUCGAGUGUGCGAAGUGCGGGAAAUGCUACUACAGGAAGGAGAAUUUACAGGAGCAUGAGGCCAGGAACUGCCUCAGCAGAGCUGAGGUGGUCUUUUCUUGUUCCAGAUGCUCCAUGACCUUUAAGAAAAGACAAGAGCUGCGUCUCCACAUGGUCACGCACACAGGAGAAAUGCCAAAUAAGUGCACUUCAUGCUCUGAACAGUUCAUGCAGAAGAAAGAUCUUCGGAUCCACAUGAUUAAAAUCCAUGGAGCCCCCAAACCACAUGCGUGCUCACUGUGCCCCAAGUGUUUCCUGUCACGCACAGAACUGCGCCUCCAUGAGGCAGCUAAGCACCGGGGAGAGAAGCUGUUUGUGUGUGAGGAGUGUGGUCACAGGGCGUCCAGCCGCAACGGCCUACAGAUGCACAUCAAAGCCAUUCACAGGAAUGAGCGUCCUUUCGUGUGCGAGUUCUGCAACCAUGCCUUUACCCAGAAAGCCAACCUUAACAUGCACCUCCGCACACACACGGGCGAGAAACCAUUCCAGUGUCACCUUUGUGGCAAGACCUUUCGCACUCAAGCGAGCUUGGACAAGCAUCACCGUACACACACUGGCGAGCGGCCAUACAGCUGCGAGUUCUGUGAGCAGAGGUUCACCGAGAAAGGCCCACUGCUGCGCCACAUAGCCAGCAAACACCAGGAAGGCCGGCCACACUUCUGCCACAUCUGCAACAAGUCCUUCAAAGCCAUCGAGCAGCUUCGCGUUCAUGUGCGGAGACACAAAGGCAUGAGGAAGUUUGAAUGCACCGAGUGUGGCUACAAGUUCACUAGACAGGCUCACUUGCAGCGGCACUUGCAGAUUCACAACCGCGUGGAGAACUACAACCCCCGCCAGAGGCGACUGCGCAACCUGGUGGUGGAGGAUGAGAAUGCAGCUACUGCAUCCACUCCACCGAGCCAGACAGAGGUCACACCAGAAGAGGGGGACAUAAUCAGAGUAGAGGUCAAGUCAGAGGUCCAGGGGCCAGAGCUGGGGGCAUGCACCCAGGCCAUGGAGCCUGGGGGAAACCAGGCUACGAUCACAGAGACAGAGGCUGCAGCAGGCAGUGGAGAGCAGCCAACGUUCAGCGAGAUGAAGCACGCAGAGGCUGCGGAUGAGCAGGAUGGCUUUGCCGUGGAUGGUGUGAUUGAGCACACAGUGCUGGUAACGGACACGUUUCCCAUCCAAGCGGAUCUGGUGGUGGAGUUACAAGGCUCUGGGGCUCAUGGGAAGUCCUGAGGGAGAGAAGAGUGACCUACAGAGUGAGGAUAGCUGUGUAAAUGCCUUAAUCCUUUGAAACACCCAAAAGAACGUCAGUAAUUGACUAGGAUGCACACAAAAAACAUUUGCAUACUGCAGCCUGCAAUGACAGUCAUGAUGCCAGGAUAAGGAUUAAAGAGGAAUUCUAUUCAUUUUUCAAAAUUUCUGUGUAAUUAAAUGGUUGAGAUGUGAACAUGGAAUGUUGGAUAGUAGUGAACUAUACCUACUGAUUUUACAGUGGUGGUGAUGGGAAUUGGGGGUUGUGGCAUCUGGCAUUGCACAUCUGGCCACUGUAUUUACUAUCCGAAAAACUCUGCCAUGAAUGUAUUAAAAAAAGAAGGGAAACAAGAAGAAAUACAGAUUUUAGGCCCAAAGCUGAUCUCAAAACUGUCAUAAAACUGUGUUUCAGGCAUCAGACAGCUUAUUCCUAACCAUUUCAUGGAGUCACUUUUUGUGAGGGAGCUUUUUAGACGCAUUGAAUACCUUGAAUGUCUGGUUCCUAUCACCACUGCUGUGAACAAUUCUGACUUUGCAAGUUUCUCUAGGAGAGAACAUUUCACACCCAACCACACUGAAAGACUAUGUUUACACCUUAACCAUUGCAUUAUGCUUAAAUUUGGGAAAAAAAAAAAAACGAUUGAAGACCCCUUUAAGUCCACAUCAGCUCCAUCUAAGCCUUUUCUCGCAGAGGUUUUCUAAACUGAAUGGAAUUUUUCUGAGUUUCAAACUUUAGGUUGAAGCUGAACUUGGCAGUAAAGUAGAUGUCCAAAAGGAGGUCUGGUGACCACUGCUUUGAGCUGAUUAGAAAGCAGUUUUGUUCCUGCUCAUUUUUCAACCUCACUUAAUGGCCUAGAAUUAAACAGGCUGUUUCAGCCUACAGAAUUACAGAAUGCAUGUGGUGGGCACAAAUGAGUAAUCUGCUCUGCAGCCCUUUUAUUUCUUAUCACAUUAAAAAGCCAUGAGGAGACUUCAGGAGAGGAGUGCAGACUACUGCCAUGUGAUGGGAAAUGAUCACUAAUGAAAGAUGAAAGAGCUGUGAUGGGAAAUGAUCACUAAUGAAAGAUGAAAGAGCUGUGAUGGGAAAUGAUCACUAAUGAACUGAAUGCUGUGCUGAUUUUAAUGUCGAUCAUUUCUCCAAAAUGGUUUUGGUAUCGAAAACUGUGAUUCCAGUUAUAUAGUCCAGAAGUUUACAAAUUGCAUAAUCUUCCUUUAUAAAAUUCUGAAUUUGCCAUGUUGA